GAUCGAGUUGUUGUUUAUCAGCUGUUUGGUUCCGAACAGAAGCGAAUAGGUUUUGUGUUUCGCGAAAGGAAAACAAUGCCGUUCAUCUCCAAAGACUGGAGAUCUCCGGGAGAGGCCUGGGUCAAGACUGGCGAGGGUUGGGAAAAGAAAAAAGUGUUGGAAAACUGCAAAUCAAUCACGUUUUGUAAAAGAGAAAAUUCGGAAGAAGCCGAUGAAAAAGAAAAUCGAGUAGCAAACGUAGAUUCAUCCUCUACGCAACCCCACUGUCAUAUUACAAUAAAAUGUACUAAAGAGAUUGCAGGCUUCAACGAAUUAGACGAAGCUGUCAAACGCCUAGACUUCCGUAGCGCCGCUAGAGACGUCCGUCGUUCAAAUUACGUCCGGGCGCUUUUAAGUCUUCUGGUUGGCCGAAACACGACAGCGUUGUCAGGUUGUGCGCAGCGCGCGCUGUUGGCAACGUUGGAAGAGGUGGCUGGGCACGCGGCGGACACGAUUCACGAUCCACGUAGCCUGAGGCGAUUGGUGGACGGAUUGAGAUCUUUGAGGGCGGCUGAGAGAGGAGCAUGUUGGGGAGGUCCGCUAGGUUCUCAGAUCCUCUGGCACCAACACACGGCCAAGAUCGAGCGCAUUUUGAACACGGUCGCCCAAAUGAAGAUCAACGAGCCUGGUCCCGAAAUCCACCCGAAAUUGCUCCAGCUGCCUGAGGAGUGCAUCCGAGAGAUCAUUUUAAGGCUUUCUGAUCAUCGAGAUCUCUUAAGUAGUGCGCAGGCAUGCGAGCAGAUGGCGGCCAUAGUUGGUGAGCAGCGCGUAUGGAGGGAACUGACCAUGUUCCACUUUGAUCAACAGCAGAUAGACCUGGUGAUGCCCAAAGAUAAGGAGAAUGUUGACUGGAAGAGUGUUUACCAUUCGUUGAAAAAAUCUUUCGGUAUAAACGAAGAUAGAAUGUACGCAGAAAUGCUCUCGUUAUGUCGAUACUGCCGCUGCCUAUUCUGGCGAUCUCUAGGUCACCCGUGUAUAGCGGACCAAUGCCCCGAAUUCAGGGCGAAGCUCCAGGAAGCUGGGGGCAUCGCCCCUCCUAGUCCAGUGCCCCCAUCGGCAUUUUUGAAAUUUUUUUCGUUGUAGGCAUCUUCCUAAUUGAUCAAUUGCAUCGUGUCGUCGUACUUAGUUAGGUAGUGCAUCUCUGAUUUGAUGAUAUAAGCAAAUCUGCAUUUGCAGGUCUUUAGAAUCUGGUUGGUAUUGGAUAAACAUAGAAAUUCUCUUUAUAAUUUGUGUUACAUUUUCAACACUUUAUUUUCAUUUAUGUUUUGUCUAUAAUUGUAUUUUAUUAUCAAAUUUGAAGUAGGAAGAGUGACAGCCAUGCGUUGAUAUAAAAAUAAUAAGUUUAGUAUUCCGAACUGGGUUAAUUCUAAAAAAAAAUGGAAGUUAUACGACCUUUGGGCUCUUAAAGAACAAGCAAAAGCUAAAAGAAGGAAACAUGUAGACAAACUUCUUAAUGUACAUAUAUUUAAAUAAAAAAUGUCAUAAAUGCGAUCCAUUUAAAAUGUUCAGGGCUUAAAAUCUCCCUUACGAUUUUUUUUUCUUUGGAAAGUUGCAAGGAGAGAUGAUUUCUUUAUUCCGUCUCUAGUCUCGCCAGUGUGAUAUCCAAAAAACUGUUCCUCAUGACGCAUAUACCUGUUUUUAACCAGAUCAGAGAUGCAUAUGUGCACACAGCUUCAAAUCAAUAGUGUUGCAAUUUUCUUCGCAACAUACUCGUGUAUGGUCAUAUAGUCGGAUACAGCGCUAUAUAUGAGACACCAAUCUCUUCAAAUUAGAUUUAUAAUUAAUGCGGAGAGGAGAAACAGAUUUACAUGGAUGACGCCAGGAUAUAUCGCAUUUCAUCUCGGAUUUUUUGGACGCUGAAAUACAGUACGUGGUUGGCUAUCUUCAAGUAGAAUACAUUAAUCAAUGCUGAAGAAACUGUUGAUGUAAAACAGGUAUUAGAUAUUUGAAAUUUUAUAAUACCAAUGCAAGUCAUGGUGAGAUAUGUAUAGAAAUCGGAAAUACCUAUCCCUCGUUCGUAAAAACUGAUUAUGCUGAUGAUGAUGAUGACUAUCUGAUAAUUUAAAGGCCUACUUAAAUUCUGUAUUUUGAAGAGCUAAGGUUUGGCAAUAUCAAUGUAUGACAUAUACAUUUUUGGAAUCAGAAAUAAAAAUUCUAUUCUGCUGUGCAAAAAUCCGAUAUGGCAUCUAAAAAAAUAAAGUUGAUAAUUACAUACAAGAGAAGAAAACGUCCUUUCGAAAGUCUACUUGUGCCGUCUUGUAGUGUUAAUGUACCUUUUAUUUUGGAGUCCCAUCUCAAGUAAAGUCAGGAAAAAAUAAAAAACGAUUUUGGGAAAAUUCUGUUUCUUUCGAUUAUCUCCGGAAAUACCCGGAAUUGCGAAACUUUCUUACUACCGUAUCGUCAGUCGUUCCUACAAUAUUGUAGGACGCCUUUAUGGCCUCCUUGAUUUUCACACUUUUUUCUCUCCUUCAGAAAGGCUGGGGUAUUUCCAGAUUUCUACUGUUCCGCAUCAGCGUCAUCGCUCUCCUAUUGUGGGGUUGUGCCUUUUUUUAAGUGUAGAAAAUUUCAGGCUGAUUAAACAGAUGAUAUAAAUCAAGAGCAUGAACUAUUUUGUGCAAAUAGAUAUUUCUAACAUAACCUCAAAAUAGAGCGCAGACACUGAAGGACAGGAAAAACUAUGGAAAUCAAGGAGGCCAUAAAGACGACCUUCAAUUGUAGGAACGACUUCUUGGUUACCUAAAUGCGCAACGUUGCCCCCGUUCAACAGACUUCGUAUCUCUUACCGUUUCCUAGAUCUUAAUAUACCCUAUUUCACGAGUAUCCAUAACGCUUUAACGUCUACUAAGGUGAACAGCUAAUCAGCAAGUGACAUUUUUGUAUUAGUCUGCGACGUUGGCAAUAGUGCAUCGCGUGUAAAUCUAGUAAAACUUAAUUGUAGCGUCCUGUGGCGAUAUGGGGAAUUUUGAAAUAUUACUAGAUAACUAGCUGUCAUUGUCCCGUGACGGAUACUCGUGAAAUAGUGAAUAGUCGAAUUUGAAAUACCCGAUAUGUCUACAUAUAUGGGUAAAUAAAGUUUCGAUUUUGCCACUAUUUUGUGAAUUACCUCAUAGGUUAUUUAAAGUAUGAUUUGAAGCAGUGUGAACAUCCAUCAAAAAUGUAUAUCGCCGUUUAGUUUUUUACUGUUUGAUGUUAGACUCUGUUUUGUUAAAGCUAAAUUUUUUCGCUUCUAGAUAGAGUUGGGGAGUGUGCAAAAAUGUUUUCAGUUAACAAUCUCUAACGGUUUUUUGUUUGCUGCUAAUAUGAUAAGAUUUAGGAAUAAUAUUGAUGAUAUUGUAUGUAUAGAAUAUCGUGAUUGUGUAAUGGCGAUUAAAUUCGAAGCCAGACUAUAUUUAUUUUCACGUAUUAGCUAAGAGCUAAGAGUGCAAGUGCUGUGAUGUAUAAAUGUGUGAAUGUGAUGUUUGUUGGAAACAGUCCAAAGAAGUAAGCCAAUGUUUGUAGUAUCGUACGGAAUAAAUAAUUAACCUUCUUCAGUCAUUAUGGAGGCUACACUUGGUCCUGCCGCUGAUUACGAAGUGCAGUUUUUAGAGGCAAAAAUGAAAAAUUCCAUUGAAAUUCAUUGAAAGUUGAUAAUACGUUUCGAAAUUUCUUGGGUAAGAAUUUAUAUGAGCGUACUAUAAAGAAAGCAUUGUUCUUUACUAUAAAUUAUUAUGCUUGAACCAUUUCAGUGUAAUGUUUUCUGUGAUUUUUUGCCAUGAUCUGCCUAUGUCCUAUUGGCUAAUUUCAGUUCGUGGCCACAUAAUCGAUCACUUUUUUUAUUCUGGUAUUUAUAUUUUUGUGGAAAGAACAGAUUUUCAAUAUUCAUGCAUUAUUUCGAUGUGAGGUAGCUAUGAACCAUACAUCUGUGAAAGGUUCUUUUCAAUUGAAAUUCAAUAUAUUUCAACUGUCUUUAAAUUAUUUUCAUCAUGCGCGCUCGAAGGGGGGUGCAAGGGGCCGUGCCCCCCCCCCCCCCUUCGAAAUCCAAUUAGACCUCUAAGAGAUUGCAUAUUUAUCAUGUUUUCGUAUGCACUCUGCGAAAAUCAUAAGUUCGUCAACUUUGGCCUAAUAGACCAGGUUAAAAAUCGCUUUUCAAUAACCUAUCACAAAAUACUCUUCGGUUUCUUAUAGAGUAAGAUUCAAACUUUAAUUUAUAUAUUAAAAAAUUUAAAUAUUCGACAUUGUUUUUAAGCAUUGAUUAUACCCAUUUUUAGGGUUUUUCAUACACUAAAUCGCUUAUAGCUCGAAAGUUGUACACUUCAGACAAAAGUUACUGGAGGCCUCUUUUAUUUAGAAUCAUUAUAAAAACCGACAAAAAAUGUUCGGGAAAAAUGCAUUGCAGUUCAUUAAAAAAAAAUGUUGAGAGAAAAUUGAUUUGGGUUACCGUGUACAGUAUACUAAAUGCUUGAAAUCUCUAUUAACAUUAUAAUUUUUGAGGUUGUAUAAAUUGUAGCUAAAACCUUAUUUUAACGAAAUUUUUAACCUAGUUUAUUUGUUGAGAAAAUUUCCUGAGGCCGCCCAUGGUUCUCUUUUUAUAUGGCUUUUUCACUAUGUCUCGUGCAAUAGCAAAAUUUAAGAUGUACUUGGAGUGAAAAUAACUUUUAUUGUAAUAUAAAUGAGAUGGAAUUAUUUAAGAAAUAUUUUGAAGAUGGAGGGCGUGUGAAUUGUAGCUUUAAUUAUAUUUUAAGUACACGACCUUGUAUUAUGAUUAAUUUUUUGCUUGUUGUGUACUGUGAUAAAUACAAGUUUAUAUUAAUAUCGUGACUAUAAUAGGCUGCUAUGUUUUUCAUAGAUACUCUAUAUCAGAUCCUGAAUUAUAACAAACAUAUUUUUACUUAACAUUCUCUUUUGGAAAAUAUUAAUUUUUUAAUGUUAAGCUAAAACUCUAAAGUCUAUUUUUCAAUGUUAAACAUAUUUUUUAGAUCAAUAAAUCACUUGAAAAAA
Messenger RNA from Acanthoscelides obtectus, 5016 nucleotides. Lineage: Eukaryota; Metazoa; Arthropoda; Insecta; Coleoptera; Chrysomelidae. The record is from the annotation of a GenBank genome assembly.